UUCUUCAUUCUCCUUUUACCUGUGUUUAUUUUAAGUAUAGAAAUUCUAUGUGAUUUCAUUGCAUUUCAUUGUUAUUGUUGUUGUAAAAUUUGUUGUUUACCUGGAUAUAUUGUUGUAUUUUCUGGACAAAAAUCGAAAAUAAAAUGUUACAAAAUUGAUCCUUUGACUUUAGUAAAAGUAAAGUGUUUGUGAACAAAUUAUUAACAAAAAGGAGUUGAGGAAUUAAAGAACAGUGGCAAACAGAGUCUAAAAAUCAUUUUGCCUAUAAACGUAGAAACAUGAAAAUCAACGAAAAAAAUUUGUGUGUUUUUGCCACUAGUCCACCAUACGACAAGGAGGGAUUUCUUUUAAAAAAGGGUGAGGUCAACAAGGCCUUCCAAAGACGAUACUUUGUGUUGAAAGGUAAUUUACUAUUUUACUUUGAGAAAAGAGGCGACAAGGAACCUUUGGGUUUGAUUAUAGUUGAAGGCUGUACUAUAGAACUUUCAGAAGAAAGUGAUCAAUAUUGUUUUGAAAUAGCUUUCAAUGGCAAUCGUACGUAUAUUUUAUCAGCGGAAUCACAAGAAAGUAUGGAAUCCUGGAUGAAAGCUUUAACAUGUGCUGGCUAUGAAUAUAAAAAACUUAUGGUGGCGGAAUUGCAAAGGCAACUAGAGGAAAUAGACAAUUCUCGCAAUAAAAUAACCACUGAUUCCAUGCCCUCGUCAACAAAUGUUUUAACACCCAAACCACCACCACGACGCACUAAUCCUUUUAAUCGUCCUGCUCCCCCUUUACCUGGUAGUGUCAAUGGCAAUAAUGGCUUACCGCUUGCUCCCCCAGUAAUGCCAUUUAUAAAUGGUCAUUUCGGUUCAUCUUCGCAACGUAAUACUACUGCGUCUAAUGCCCCUACUGUCAAUAAUAUUCAAACAGGACGUGAAACUAGUCCCUUGCCACCACCAAGAGGCAUAAAUUCAGCACAUGGUUCAACAUCAUCUUUGGCUUCAAAUUCCAAUACUACUACUACUACAUCAAGGAGUGAAUUCUUUAUACCAACUCAAGCAAUUACUCAGCAAUUGCAGUCACAACAACAACCGCAGCAACAAAAACAACAUAACCACCACCACCAUCAUCAUCAUCAGCAUCAUAAUAAUCUCCAUAGUGCCAACAAAUUACCUACUAACACAGUAUUCUUUAAUGAUUUUCAAAAUCACAAUCAUUCAUUGAACUUUAACGAAAUUCACGAACAAUUUCGCCAACUUGUCAUGAAAGAUAUUUUAGAAUAUCAGGCUCAACGUGAAAUAAAAGCCCAGCCUCUUAUUCAAUUGUGAUUUUAAAGAAAUUUGAAAAAAAAAGAAAGAAACAAACAAAGCCUCUUCUAGUAAAACAUACACUUACUUAUACUUACCUAUAAAACGUGUAGUCUAUUACCUUUUGCUUUAUCAUUAAUAUUUUUUUUUUGCUAAGAGCAGAUUUAUCAUUUUUCUUGUCCCUUUAAUUAUUGUGUUUUAAUUUAAAAUCAAAAUUUCAUUAAUUUAAUGUUAUUUAUUUUAAGUCGCUUGGAAAUUAAUGCAAGACGUCCAAUAUGCACACACUUUAAAUAAAUAAACUUAGCGUUAGAUUAUAAAUAAAAUCUUCCUUAAAAGAUUUCUAAAACAAUAAAAUGUUACUAAAAAAAUUUUAAUAAAAAUUAAAAAAAAAAAUA
Messenger RNA from Lucilia cuprina (Australian sheep blowfly), 1681 nucleotides. It is a transcript of the gene IPIP, whose product is annotated as sesquipedalian-1. Gene Ontology annotation, biological process: retrograde transport, endosome to Golgi; receptor recycling; endosome organization. Lineage: Eukaryota; Metazoa; Arthropoda; Insecta; Diptera; Calliphoridae. The record is from RefSeq and is a predicted model, not a curated record. The transcript is spliced from 4 exons. The coding region runs from base 279 to 1307 and encodes 342 amino acids. Gene Ontology annotation, cellular component: recycling endosome; early endosome; trans-Golgi network.